Messenger RNA from Erigeron canadensis, 5138 nucleotides. RefSeq lists its product as uncharacterized. Lineage: Eukaryota; Viridiplantae; Streptophyta; Magnoliopsida; Asterales; Asteraceae. Bases 333 to 4748 code for a protein of 1471 amino acids. The record is from RefSeq and is a predicted model, not a curated record. Gene Ontology annotation, biological process: regulation of transcription by RNA polymerase II. The transcript has 18 exons.
UUAAAAAAAAAUAAAUUCGACAGCGAAAUCGAACUGCAAAAAAAGAGGGGAAAAACAAAAACAAAAAAAGAAAAACUUUAUCAAGAACAAAACAACCACAACGUAUCGAUCCCAAAAUCGCCGAUAUUUACAAAACCCUAAUUUCACAAAUCUAUCUUUCUCUCUCUAUACAUAUAUAUCUAUACUUACAUCUAUAUACGUAUUGCAAUUUCAAUUAAUCAAUUUUAUUGUUUUCAAUUUGUUCCCAAUUUUAUGCCUAAUUAGGGUUAGGGUUUUGAAUUUUUUUUUUUAAAUAAAAAAUUAGGGUUAGGGUUUGUUAAAUUAGAAAUGGAAUGUACGGAAUGACUAAUGGUGGGAGAUGUCAGCGGAGACGGAAAGUGAACGGCGGCGGCGGUUGUGGAACUGAGGAAAAGCAUUGUCCAGUUUAUACUUAUUCCAGGGCUUGUUAUUCUAAGAAUAUAGAUACAGGUAUAGAUACAGGUAUUGAUAAAAGUGAAGGUAAAGAAGGGGAACUGGCUUCAGAAGUUGAGUUAGUGGGAGGUGGUGGAGGUGAUGGUGUGGAUUUUUAUACGCAGGCGUGUAAGGCGUUGUCGAUUGUUUCGCCGUUUGACGUAGAGGAUGCUGGUGGUGGUGGUGUUGGAGGACAGAAGAAGGGGAAUGGGAAUGGGAAUGGAAAUGGGUGUAUGCCGGCAGGAUUGGCGAGUUGUUUGAAUAGGCAGAGUGAUACGCAUAAGAGGAGGAAGAAGAGUUCACAUUUGGGGAGUGAUAGUAAGAAGAAUAAGAAGUCGAGGGAGAAGAGUAAGAGUAAGGUGGGUGGGAUUUGGCUGAAGACUGAGGAGUAUUUUAGGGAAGUUAGUGUUGAGGAUGUUGAAAUGUUGAAGGAGACGGGGUCGGUUAAGGGUGAUGAUAGGUUUGUUACGAUUCCGUGUGUUAGUGGGAAGGAAGAGAUUGAAGGGAAUGAAGGAAAUGAAGGGAAGGAAAGAGUUGAAGCGAAAGAGUGUGGUGGAGAUGGGAAUGAGGUCGAUGGACAGGGGAAUGAGUGUGUUGAGGAGAAGGAUGGCAAUGAGCUUAUGGAUGUAGAUGGUGGAAGUGAAGUAUUACGAAGUGAACCAGAACGAGAGCAAGGGGGUGGUAUUGUUUGUGCAUUACCCGCUGCUCCUCCUCCUGCGGCUGUUUGUUCGUUACCACAAACUACUAGUGGGGUAGAAUGGCUUUUAGGUUCUAGAAGUAAGAUAUAUUUGGCAUCUGAGAGGCCUUCCAAGAAACGGAAACUUUUGGGUGGGGAUGCAGGUUUGGAGAAGCUAUAUGUUGCUCAACCGGUUAAUGAUAAAGGGGCGUCAACAUGCUGUCAUUAUUGUAGCUUGGGCGACACAGGGAAUCAGUUGAAUAGAUUGAUUGUUUGCUCGUCUUGUGGUGUUGCAGUGCAUCAGAGAUGUUACGGUGUGCAACAGGAUGACGAAAAUGGCUGUUGGUUGUGUUCUUGGUGUAGGCUCAAAAGAGAUGGAGAUAAAAGCUCUGAUAGUCACUGUUUGCUUUGCCCAAAGCAGGGUGGUGCUCUAAAGCCUGUGAGGAAGAGAGGUAGUGGGAAUGAUGAUGGUGGUCUUGUCGAGUUUGCUCACUUAUUUUGUUGUCAGUGGAUGGCCGAGGUCUACAUCGAGGACACUAAAAGCAUGGAACCAAUUAUGAAUAUCGAGGGUAUUAAGGAGACACACAAGAAAUUAGUAUGUUCCCUAUGCAAGGUGAAAUCUGGUGCCUGUGUUCGUUGCAGUUACGGAUCUUGCCGAACUUCUUUUCAUCCUGUAUGUGCGAGGGAGGCAAAACAUAGAAUGGAAAUUUGGGGAAAAUUCGGAUGUGAAGAUGUUGAGCUGCGAGCUUUUUGCAUAAAGCAUUCUGAAACCCAACAGGACCUCAUCCAGCAAGCGGAGAAUCUUUCUGCUGACCAGAAGUUAUCUUCCAUCGCAAGUGAGACACAUAAACUAAAGUUUGGACGGAGAACUGGUGAUAAACCUUCUGCCAAUGUAGAAGCAACGGAUCCAGAGAUCGGUAGAUUGGGCGGCAGUGCGUUAGUCGGAGAUGGGCAGUUAAAUACUAGCUCAAACCUUAAAGGUCAAACAGAAUACAUCGAUUGGUCGGAGUUCAAUGGCAGCAGUACUGUUGAAGAUGUUAAAGCGUCUGAUUCUUCUAAUUUCACUCUAGUUCUGAAGAAGCUGGUUGAACGAGGAAAAGUCAAUUUAAAAGAUGUGGCCACAGAGAUGAAUGUUUCUGCUAAUUUGUUGGCAUCAAAUCUUGCUGAUGACUGCUUGCCACCUGACUUGCAUGGAAAAAUUGUUAAAUGGCUCAAACAUAAUGCUCAGGCUGGUGGCUUACAGAAAAAUUUAAAGCUUAAAGUUUUAUCCUCGUGCUUAUCCAAUGGCGAGAAAGAAUCUGGUGUGGAUAAUGCUAUUAGAGCAUCAGACAACAAUGCUGGGAUUUCUCCUGUUAAGGUAGCACCACCUCGGAGGAGAACCAAAAGCAGUAUUAGGCUGCUGAAGGACCACAGUCUUAUAUUGUCUCUUAAAAGGAAUUCUGUAGAUGAUGGUGUUGCGCUGAAUGAGGAUAAUAAUGGUGGGAUUGUUCAUGAAGUGUCUUCUCCUGAUUCCAGGGAAAAGGUAUCGGCUGAAUCUUGUGCAGCUUCUGAUUCAUUGAGGAGCAACAUUUCUGACAAUAAAGGUGAUGCUGUGAGCUGCUCAAGCCCAAGCCAACAUGGUUGUGGUCACGUUGACGGGGUCGCCGGGUCCAAUUGUGACGCCGGGGUAAACUCCAAUUUGGGGAGCGAUGAUUGUUCAGUUGCUAUAAAAGUCGGGCCUGAUGCCAUUACAGCUGAAGCUUCACCUGGUUUAUAUCUACACCCGCUCAUAAAAAAUCAAGUUUUGUCCGAGAUCAAAGCUGAUGAUGGGUGCAAUCACCGAGAUUCAGCCUCUGCUGAGUUGAGUUCUGAGCAUGCCAUGGACCUGGAAAAAACUAAGCGGAUGGAUAUUAUAAAUAUGUCUCCGAUUGAUGAAGUGGAGGGAGAACUGGUUUACUAUCAGCAUCAGCUACUUUGCAAUGCAGUUGCAAGAAAGCACCUAAGUGACGUUUUGAUCUCUAAGGUCAUGAAGUGCCUUCCGCAAGAGAUUGAGGCCCUAAGAAAACAAAACUGGGAUGCUGUCUUGGUGAGCCAGUAUCUUUCUGACCUUCGAGAAGUAAAAAAACAAGGGAGAAAAGAGAGAAGGAACAAGGAAGCUCAGGCGGUGCUUGCAGCCGCAACUGCUGCUGCGGCCGCUUCAUCCAGGCUUUCAUCUGUUAGGAAAGAUACAGUUGAUGAAUUGGCACACCAACAGAACACAAUGAAAAUAAAACCGUUUGCUGGGAGGUCUGCACUUCAGACUCAACAAGCGCUCCGGGCAAAGGAAACACAUCCCAAGUUGUCUGUAACAUGGACUUCACCUGAAAUCAACUUUGAUUUGUCACAAUCAAGUUUGGAAAAUAAAUUACAUUCCAAGGUUUGCGACGUUUGCAGUCGGGCUGAGACGAUUUUGAACCCUAUUAUUGUUUGUUCUAGUUGCAAGGUAGCGGUUCACAUUGAUUGUUAUCGUAAUGUCAAAGAUUCUACAGGCCCAUGGUUUUGUGAGUUAUGUGAAGAUCCGUUGUCAUCUAGAAGCAGGGGAGUUCCAUCUGUAAGUUACUCGGAAAAGCCAUCUCGGGUAGCAGAAUGUAGCUUGUGUGGUGGCACUACUGGUGCUUUUAGAAAGUCAACUAACGGUCAAUGGGUCCAUGCCUUCUGUGCUGAAUGGGUCCUUGAAUCAACAUUCAGAAGGGGGCAAGUGAAACCUAUUGAGGGCACGGAGACGGCCACCAAGGGGAAUGACGUUUGCCUUGUUUGCAGCCGCAGAAUGGGCGUCUGUAUAAAGUGCAAUUAUGGUCAUUGUCAAAGUACAUUUCAUCCUACAUGUGGUAGAAGUGCUGGUUUCUUCAUGAAUGUGAGGACUAAUGGUGGAAAGAUACUCCACAAGGCUUACUGUGAGAAACAUAGCCUGGUGGAAAGGACAAAGGCUGAAACUCAGAAACAUGGUGUUGAGGAAUGGAACUCUUUGAAGAAAGUUAGGGUUGAAUUGGAGAGACUACGCCUGAUCUGUGAAAGAAUUAUUAGACGGGAGAAGCUGAAGCGUGAUUUGGUGCUUUGUUCACAUGACAUGCUUCAUUGGAAUAGAGAGUCGAUAUCUUCAUCUUUGCGGGCUUGUACUGCUUUUGUAUCACCAGAUGUUAGCUCAGAAUCUGCAACCACAUCCCUCAGAGGAGGUUACACAAACAGUUACAGUGAAACCGUCCAAAGAUCCGAUGACAUAACUAUUGACAGCUCAGUUGCUGGGAAAAGGCGUAUAAGAUUUCCUAUGGCCAUGGACAAUGACCAAAAAACGGAUGAUAGCUCAACUUCUCAAAUCUUCACUCAAACUCCUACAGUUAGGCCAAUGCUUGCUGGAAAACAGAUUCCACAUAGACCAUCUGCAGUAUCACGCAGUACAUCUGAUGAUGGGGAGAAGUCUUUCCGGCAUGAGAAGCAUAUCGAAACUUUUGGGAAAGAGCUGGUGAUGACUUCUGAUCAAGCAUCUAUGAGAAAUCAACGAUUACCCAAAGGAUUUGUUUAUGUUCCUAUUCGUUGCCUCUCAAAUGAGGAGGAAACCAUUGCUGUUGCUGGUCCUGCUUCUGAAGAAAAUUCAGGACAAGAGUAGAUACUUGGGUCACUAUCGAAGAAUUAUUCACAGGUUUUUUGAAUGACUUACACAUGUCAAAAGAUCUCAGCCACUGAAACAUCAAAAAGGUUUGCUAUUCAUUAAUAUGGUUGUGCCAAGUAAGUCGUGUUUCUAAUGGUGUUGUAUAUUCAUUGGGAAAAUGAAGAGAAACCUGUACAGUAGUAUCAAUAGUGGCUUUGCUGAUUUGUUGUAGUACUAGAUUUUAUUUUGGUUUUUUACCUUUUCUUUUAGUCGCAAGUUGAAGAACUUGUAAUCUUAUACGAGUCGUAGACAGAUAUUGCAGUGUGUUGUAAAGUUAGUGUACAUAGCACUUACAGAUAGCGCUCAAAGAAGCAAUUGCACAACAUAAAAAAGAGAGCAUUUGAAAUA